ACAAUUCUCGUUCUACAUUCUAAAUUACAAAAAAUUAUCUGCCUCUGGCAGUUUCCAUAUCGCCCGUUUGACGCUAUCUCUGGCUCUAGUCACUAGUGGCCGAGCUCUCGAACGAUACGGAACACGCUUGGGGGGCCAUUAAAUUUAAAUCAGUCUAGAUAAUCAUAGAAAAUGUCUGCCAGCAAGUGGGAAUCGGACGAGGAGAUUCAGUUCUUUCGGGAGUAUCUGCGCAUACCCAGUGUCCAUCCCAAUCCAAACUACGAGCCAUGCUUGGAGUUUCUCAAGCGCCAAGCGAAGCAGUUGGAGCUGCCGAUCAAGGUGUACUAUCCCGUGAAUGAGCAGAAUCCCGUGGUUGUCCUCACCUGGCAGGGUUUGGAGCCGGAGCUGCCCAGCGUGCUGCUCAACUCGCAUAUGGAUGUGGUGCCCGUCUUCCCCGAGAACUGGACACACCCACCUUUUGGGGCGGAGAUGGAUGCGGAGGGACGUAUCUUUGCACGCGGCACACAGGACAUGAAGUGCGUGGGCAUGCAGUAUCUGGCAGCCAUUCGGGCUCUAAAGAAGAGUGGCGCGCAGUUCAAGCGAACCAUCCACAUCUCCUUUGUCGCUGAUGAGGAAAUGGGAGGCAAACUGGGCAUGCGGCCGUUCGUGCACACCGACGAUUUCCGUGCUCUGAAUGUGGGCUUUGGAUUGGACGAGGGUCUGGCAUCGCCCACCGCGGAGUAUCCCGUAUUCUAUGCGGAGCGCAGUGUGUGGCGUGUCUACUUCCACAUCAGUGGCACGUCAGGCCACGGAUCCCUGCUGCUGCCCAAUACGGCGGGCGAAAAGUUGAACUACAUCGUCGGGAAGAUGAUGGCGUACCGUAAGGUGCAGGUCCAGCGACUGGAGAACAAUCCUGAGCUUUGCAUUGGCGAUGUGACGACCAUUAACCUGACCAAAGUGGAGGGUGGAGUCCAGAGCAAUGUGGUGCCGCCGCUGCUGAUGGUCUGCUUCGACUGCCGCCUGGCCCUGGACGUGGAUCACCAGGAGUUUGAGGCGACUCUUCAAAAAUGGUGCUCCGAGGCUGGUGGAGGCAUUGAGCUGACCUACGAGCAGAAGCAGCCGCGAGUGCUGCCCACACCCAUCGAUGAGAGCAAUCGCUUCUGGGUGGCAUUCAAAAAAGCCACGGACAAUCUGGGACUUGCAAUCAGGCCGCAAAUCUUUACUGGCGGCACUGACAGUCGAUAUCUGCGCCAGGUGGGCAUACCGGCUCUGGGUUUCUCACCGAUGAACAAUACGCCCGUUCUGCUGCACGAUCACGACGAAUUCCUGCGGGCGGACACCUAUCUGAGGGGUGUGCAGAUCUACCAGAAGAUCAUCAGCAACGUAGCGAAUGUGGAGUGUGUUUGUGUAGAUUAGUUGCUGACGAGAGAACACAUAAUAAAAGUAUUGUAACCCC
Molecule: messenger RNA, 1435 nt
Organism: Drosophila obscura
Lineage: Eukaryota; Metazoa; Arthropoda; Insecta; Diptera; Drosophilidae
Product: aminoacylase-1
Biological process (GO): amino acid metabolic process
Cellular component (GO): cytoplasm
Molecular function (GO): aminoacylase activity
Source: RefSeq, a predicted model, not a curated record